UCGUAAGUGUGUUCAUUUUUGUCUCUUUUUAUUUCUCUUUUUAAUGUUUGUAAUGUAAAUUUUGUUCAAUUUGAUUCUUUUUGCAAAUGUAGUUUAAAUGGUUAAGGACAAACAGUACAGGUGUCCACCACAGUGUUUAGAUGACAUUCCAGGUGUGCACAAAAGUGUUGUGAUGACAUUUAACUACUGCCACGUCACCACCAUCUUCUUCAACCUUCAGUCCACCGAACCUUACCGCCACUGAACCCUAUCGCCACGACCGCCAUAGAGAUCAUCUAAAGUCACCAUGCUGCCGUGAAGUCGUGAAGUCGCACCUGCAGAGAACCAUGGCAGUCAUCACACUCCAUGGCCACCACCAUCAAAGUCGCAAUCUCUCCCAAAUCACAAAACCUUAAUCUCGAAUUUCAUUCUCGUGCAUUUGGUCAUGAAUCAUCCAAAUCGAGAGCUUCAUCGUCAGCGUGACAAUCCUUGUUGUCAUCGUGCAAAGCUCCAAGGCCAUAAUCUUCUCCAACCUACAGAGAACCACAACAAAAUCCAAAAAAAUCUCAAAUCAAAGAAACCUAGAAUUGCGUCGCGGCUUGCCUCCACUGGCCACCAUGAGUGCCUUCUUACACAACUAGGUUCUUCUUCUUCAUGCUACCAUGAGCCGCACAAUUCGCGAAAUCAUCCUCCAUUGAAGCAAAGUGAGCAUCGUUUUCCUUUUUCUCACGACGCAGGUGUAGGUUUCCCCCAAAUGCAGAACCCUAAUUUUGGCGUGGGGCUGAAGACUCUACUUUUGAUGACAUGGAUGUCAUUGGUUUGAGAAGAGAAUUGAAGAGAAGAGGAAGAAAGAUGAUGCCGGAACAGUGGGUGUCUCCAUGCGGAAAUCAAUGCACCAACAAAUACUCUGCACUCACCCAAAUUCCAUGGCGAGUUUUCUGCAAGAAGGGGUGCAGUUCAGAGGAAGAGACAUGGGAGGAAUGUUUGGAAUAUUGCAAUCUAAUGUGUUACAAGGAUCCUGUACUAAAGGACCAACAGUGGAGUGCUUAUAUUGAUCGUUCCCCUGGUGCUGCUAGUUAUUCAGCGCUAGACAGAUUUGGGAGGCCAACAUUUUUCAAAAAAUUCUCCGUAGUCUGUGCAUCAUUUGUCCACAUCUCAUCCGUCACAGAAAACUCAGUACCCUUGAUUCUAUCUGUGCAUGUUCCCGUAUAUAAAAUGAUAUCUCUCUGGAAUGUUUUCAUGCUUGUGUAUCUGGUUGCGGUUACAAGUUUGACGUGAAAAAAGAGAAAGUUGAUGAAGUUACUCCUAACGGGCGUCCAAUGCCUGCCCCGGUUGAGAAGCCGAGGCCACAACCCGAAGAACCAAUUGACAU
Vigna radiata var. radiata (mung bean) is the source of this 1351-nucleotide messenger RNA. RefSeq lists its product as uncharacterized. Lineage: Eukaryota; Viridiplantae; Streptophyta; Magnoliopsida; Fabales; Fabaceae. The record is from RefSeq and is a predicted model, not a curated record. Bases 784 to 1257 code for a protein of 157 amino acids. The transcript is spliced from 7 exons.